GGCGCGCGGGGGGGGGGCACCAGCCUAUAUAAACCCCAAGCGCCCAGCUUCGCGGGUCAUUCACUCUCUAGUCGCGCGUCUGGCCGGUCUGGCGCUCCCCUGCAUACACAUUUGAUUUAUAUAUUUAUAUAUAUAUAAAAACGGCCAAAUGUUGACGUGGAUGAUAGCGGUUGUGGUACUGGCGUCCACGGCCUCACUUGGGAUGACUGCUACAGUCAGCAACUCCUCUGCCAUCCGAGAUCCUAAAUUGUUCCCGGUGGUGCAGAUAGUGACGUUUGAGAACGGGCCGUGUGUGGCAGCCUCGGGGGAACAAGGUACAUGUUUUAGUCAGAAAGAAUGUGACGAUAUUGCUGGAGCUUCCUCUGGCACCUGUGCUAAUGGUUUCGGCGUCUGCUGUGUCUUGUACACACCGUGUGGAGGCACGGUGUCCGUGAAUGGUAGUUACUUUAUCAGUCCUACCUACCCUGCCUCCUACAGUACCCCAGGGAUGUGUGUGGCGUCUAUCACGCCUCCUGCUGGGACAUGCCAGAUCCUACUGAAUUUCGACGACUUUGAGUUGGUGGGACCCGUGGCUGGUGACUGUACCAAUGAUACCUUUGUUGUGAUUGGUGCCAACCCUGGACCCAGUAUUCCAACACUGUGUGGCUUCAACACUGGCCAACACAUGUUUGUGGAUGUGGAUAACUCACAAGGACCUUACAAGUUGGUAACUACACUCUCUUCCUUCAACUAUCAGCGUCGCUGGAAGAUCAAAGUAACAUUCAUCAGUAUGAACACACCGUGCCGGGCCCCUAACAUGUGCCUCCAGUACUUUAUGACUCCCACCGGUACAUUCUCCUCCUUUAACUACGGUGGUACACCAUCCAUGAUGAUUAAUGAUCAGCAAUACUCCAUCUGCUUCGCGUACCAGCAAGGGUACUGUAACUUGGGCAUCAAUUACAACAGGUUUGACCUGGGCAACGUCAACCAGCAAUGUACUACAGACUUCGUGGCAAGUGCUGGUGAGAGACUCUGUGGAGACUUCGCUACUUUUACGAAUCAAGUAAAUGCUACGGGUCCCAUAAAUCUACUGGUAUCUUCUGAUGGCGUCAAUGACCGGGAAGAAGAAGGCUUUUCUGCCAGCUACAUGAUGAUGGCUUGCUAGUGAUAAUCUCUAUACCCUAGCCGCCCACACCCACGCUCGUCCUGCCCAUGCAAGCACUGACACCUCAAUGCCAAGAAAAUAUUGGAUCCAAAAUUAUUUCCAAAAGGAAUCAUCCCAAUGGUUGAGGUGUAUUCCUGUAAAGUGAAGAUAACUGGAGAGUUUGAGAGACAGUACAGUCAAAAAAAAAAAAAAAAAAUGAAUCAGCCCAAUACUCUAAUUUGGUGAUGAUAUUGUAGAAAUACAAUACUGUAUGUAUUAUCAUUCCUGAGAUGUAGUGUGCAUGCGAGUGUGACAGUGGGCAGCUCAAACUUCGGCUUUACAUGACCGUCGGCCUCUGUAAUACAGGAGUCGCACCGUUUUUAUUCACUGUAUAAUAUUGUAAAAUACGUGGGCAGCAAGAGACAUGUAUAGCACUGUACAGAAAUUAUUUACCCUUUAAGAUGUAUACAGUAGUGUGUAUCAAGUGUCAAGCGCGUGAGUCAGGUGUGUGAGUCAGUGAGUAUGGUUAUAAUCAUAUUAAUUUAUAAGCAUUUAGUAAUUUAUUGAUAAGUUAUUUUUUAUGUUAAGGUUUAUGUCAACCACGAUCCUCAGGGCAAUUAACGGCAAGAGGAACACACACACAGGCGAUGACGUCACAGAUCCCUGUAUUCAGAUAGUGUUCAUCAAUAAACGACAAUAAUUA
Cherax quadricarinatus is the source of this 1826-nucleotide messenger RNA. RefSeq lists its product as uncharacterized. Lineage: Eukaryota; Metazoa; Arthropoda; Malacostraca; Decapoda; Parastacidae. The record is from RefSeq and is a predicted model, not a curated record.